UAUUAAGAACGCGGCUCUCUUCGUAAACUUGAUCAGAGAGAAAGAACCAGGGUUGAGAAAAUACGAAGGAGAAGCGCAGGCUGACACAAUCCCUAUACUCCAUAACCGAUAUCCACAUCUAAACAGACAGAAAAACCCAUCGAUUAAUCGGGUUUUUUAUGUAAUGCUGAUUCUACUCCACUUCUGUCUCACUUCCCGGUGAGAUUUUGCCGGCGGCGGUGAAGGCGAACCUAUAUGGGUUCAAACACAAUCGUCGCUGGCGGCGGCCAUUGCGUGAUGACAUCGACCUUCGUUUUCUUCAUUGUAUCGUUUACGCUUCUGGGUUCGAUUGCUACGCUUUAUGCAUGGCUAAUUUUAACCCCUCCUGUCCGUACAGUUACUCCUUCGUUUGGUUGUCAAGAGGAUAAUGAGGGUUCUUGGUCAAUCGGUGUCUUCUAUGGAGAUUCCCCUUUCUCCUUACAACCUAUUGAAAAUGUGAACAUAUGGAAGGAGGAUGCUAAGGCAUGGCCUGUUGCUAACCCUAUUAUAACUUGUGCUUCUCUUACAGAUGCUGGUUUCCCCAGUAAUUUUGUUGCUGACCCUUUUCUUUAUACUAAGGGCGAUGAACUGUAUGUAUUCUUCGAGACAAAGAAUACGAUCACCAUGCAAGGAGAUAUAGCAGUUGCAAAAAGUACAGACAAGGGUGCAACUUGGCAACCGCUUGGAAUUGCCUUGGAUGAAGAAUGGCACGUCUCUUAUCCAUAUGUCUUCGCCUACGAUAACGAAAUAUACAUGAUGCCCGAGGGAAGUGCUAAGGGAGACCUUCGUCUAUAUCGAGCUAUAGAAUUUCCUUUAAGAUGGAAGAUGGAAAGAGUAAUCAUGAAAAGGCCUCUUGUUGAUUCUUCCAUAGUUGAGCAUGAAGGGAAGUAUUGGCUCUUUGGUUCGGAUCAUAGUGGUAUUGGUACUAAGAAGAAUGGACACCUUGGGAUUUGGUAUAGUAAUUCUCCUAUUGGUCCUUGGAGACCGCAUAAGAGAAACCCCAUCUAUAAUACUGACAAGAGUAUGGGGGCUCGAAAUGGAGGUCGCCCGUUUACACAUGAAGGGAAGCUAUAUCGGUUAGGCCAAGAUUGUGGCGAGACAUAUGGUAAACGUUUACGCCUCUUUCAAGUGGAUGUUCUUACUGCCGAGGAGUAUAAAGAGAUGGAAGUUCCCUUUGAUUUGAUAAUGCCAACUAAAGGUAGGAAUGCGUGGAAUGGAGCUCGUUACCAUCAUCUAGAUGUGCAGAAGCUUCCGUCUGGGGAGUGGAUAGGAAUCGCGGAUGGUGAUCGCGUUCCCUCGGGUGAUCUUGUUCGUCGGUUUGUUCUCGGGUGUUCCUCACUUAUGGCGUUAGUUUUCAUAGUUGUAUUGAUUGGGGUAUUGUUCGGUAUUGUUAAAUGCGUUGUCCCGUUAAGUUGGUGUCCUCAUAAUAUGGAGAAGAGGAGUGACUCUUUCUUGGAUUUGGAGAAAUCAAAAUUCUAUUCUUCGAGAGUAAGGAAGCUUUGUACCCGAUUCAACCGGGCCAUCUCCUUUCUGCAGAGUCGUAUCCGACUGAACUCCUGCGCGGGGAAGUUUGUCCUCGUAGCUGUGUUUCUUAUUGGAGUUUCGCUCGCGAUAACUUCGGUUAGGCAAAUCUACGGAGGGAAUGGCGCGGAAGAGCCAUACCCGUUGAACGGUCUAUACUCGCAAUUCACUAUGUUAACGAUGACAUACGAUGCCCGUCUAUGGAAUCUAAAGAUGUACGUGAAGCAUUACUCUAGAUGCUCUUCGGUAAAGGAGAUAGUCGUGGUAUGGAACAAAGGAAAUCCUCCAAAACCGAGCGAGUUCGAUUCCGUUGUGCCGGUUAGGAUCAGAGUCGAGGAGAGGAACUCGCUUAACAACCGAUUCAAAAUGGACAAUGAGAUAAAAACCCGAGGGGUACUCGAGCUGGACGAUGACAUCAUGAUGCCUUGUGGUGACAUCGAACGUGGUUUUAAGGUUUGGCGAGAGCAUCCCGAACGUAUUGUAGGGUUCUACCCGAGGCUAGUAGAUGGGAUUACUACCCAACUAAAGUAUAGAGGCGAGAAGCAUGCUCGGUCGGGUAAAGGGUACAACAUGAUCUUAACGGGCGCAGCAUUCAUAGACAGUCGUAAGGCGUUCGAGAGGUAUUGGAGCGAAGAAGCGAAAGUUGGUAGAGAAUUUGUGGACAAGAAUUUCAACUGCGAGGAUAUUCUUUUGAAUUAUUUGUACGCAAAUGGAAGCAAGUUUUCGACGGUGGAGUAUGUGAGACCAACAUGGGCCAUAGAUACGUCUAAAUUCUCUAACGUGGCGAUUAGUCGGAACACAGACGAGCAUUAUCGGGUGAGAAGUAAUUGUCUCGAGAGGUUUGCGGAGGCGUAUGGGAGUUUAUCGAGGAGGAAGUCGGAGUUCAGUGGAAGGGAAGAUGGAUGGGAUUUGUAAUUGUGGAAGGGCAAUGGGAAAGGGCAGGUUAAUUAAGUUGAAUCUUUUUUCUUUCCUAAAUUAUUAGUACAUGAUAUUUAGUUUUUAAGGUAUUUGUUCUUGCUCCUCAUGUUGUCAAUGUUUCUUUGUUUGGAGGAAGGGGCUAAUCUUCAUAGGAUUUUGGUUUGUUUGGUUGGUUGGUAAACUGUAUAUUAUUAUUAUUGCUUCUUAAAAAGGUUUAUCUGCUUUUGGAGAAGGCUUAUGUUGUUUGAGUUAAUAUAUGAUGCUGCAAGUUAGAGUUGAA
This is a messenger RNA of Impatiens glandulifera, 2737 nucleotides long. RefSeq names its product glucosamine inositolphosphorylceramide transferase 1. Gene Ontology annotation, molecular function: glycosyltransferase activity. The coding region runs from base 235 to 2454 and encodes 739 amino acids. The record is from RefSeq and is a predicted model, not a curated record. NCBI's taxonomy places the organism in Eukaryota, Viridiplantae, Streptophyta, Magnoliopsida, Ericales, Balsaminaceae. Gene Ontology annotation, cellular component: membrane. The transcript is spliced from 4 exons.